AUGGACGCCCCACGACACCACCUGAAGAAGCUGAAGAAAAGGCGCUCCAGCCUCUUCGCCAGCGUCAAACUCAACGCAAGCUUCUCUCAGAGCGGAGAAGAGGACGUAAGUGCCUUCCCUUUUGCUCAGGACAGCUCCGUCAAAGCAUGGACGUCCAUGGACAAUUUAGACAAUCCUGCCGCAAAGCCAGAGAGGAAAAAGUCCAAAGAUGUAGGAAACAAGAAACCGCCCGCUGAAAAGCCUCCUAAGCCAGCAAUCAGGCACUCAUACAAUGUUAAUAUCAAUGUUGGUGGAAAGGUCUUUAUCAUUCCUAAGCACCUUGCGGCACGGCACCCAAAGACAAGAAUUGGUGCCUUAGCCCUGUGCACAGAUCCAGUGAAACUGGUAACCCUUUGCGACGACUACUCGGUGGUCACAAACGAGUUCUUCUUCGACCGGGACCCUACUUUCUUCCACUACAUUUUCCACUUCUACUGCAGCAACGUGCUGUGGAUCAUGGAGAGCUUGUGCCCCAUCAACUUCGAGGAGGAGAUGGAGUUCUGGGGCCUGCGCCUGAGGGACUCCCCGCGGUGCUGCCGCAUCCUGUACGAGGAGAAGGUGGACGAGAUCAGGGACCAGCUGAAAGUCACCCGGGAGCUGAUGGCGGAGAUACAGGUGCACCACGACGAGGACGGCUUCAAGACCAUGUUUUUUGGCGGCAUCAGGAAAGCCCUGUGGGACUUGAUGGAGAACCCGUACUCGUCACUGCCAGCCAAAGCCUUUGCUGUUUUCUCAAGUAUCUUCGUCAUCAUCUCCAUUGUAGCCAUGACCCUCAACACCGUGGGCGAGCUGAAGAAGUACAAGCUGUACGGCAGGACGUACAUGGAGCUCGUGGAGAUAGCGUCCAUCCUCUUCUUCACUUUCGAGUACUUCCUGCGCCUGUUCACCACCUGCAACAUCAUACAGUUCCUGAGGAGUGGCCUUAACUUUGUGGACGUGGUGGCAGUCAUGCCUUACUUCCUGCAGCUGGUGUUCGAGACCUUCUCCAACUCGGAGGACGUCAACGUGCAGGACGACCUCAAGACCAUGGCCAGAGUCAGCAAGGUCAGCAAGGUGCUGAAGGUCGUCAAGCUCAUGCGCAUCUUCCGCAUCCUCAAGCUGGCCAGGCACUCCACUGGCAUGCGGGCCUUUGGCUUCACCAUCCGCCAGUGCUUCGAGCAGUGCUGCUGCCUCUUCCUCUUCAUCGUCAUGGGCAUCUUCACCUUCUCCGCCCUCAUGCACUCUGUGGAGGUCGACCAAGUGGGCACGCCCUUCAGUAGCAUCCCGGAUGCCUGGUGGUGGGCAGCGGUGAGCAUGUCCACAGUGGGGUAUGGCGACGUGGUGCCCAUCUCCUACCUGGGCAGGUGCGUGGCGUUCGGCUGCAUCUCCUUCGGCAUCAUCCUGAACGGCAUGCCCAUCUCCAUCCUCUUCAACAAGUUCUCCGACUACUACGCCAAGCUGAAGGCGCAGGAGUGCACCUACGUCAACGUGCAGCGUGGCCUGCAGCUCAAGGAGCGGCUGAGGCGCCGCUUCCACAACUGCUGCGACCCUCCCGAGGAGGAGUCCGACGAGGAGCUGGUGGUCAGGCCCCAGACCCACCACGAUUACCGCAGCAACUGA
This is a messenger RNA of Engraulis encrasicolus (European anchovy), 1638 nucleotides long. RefSeq names its product potassium voltage-gated channel subfamily V member 2. The transcript has 2 exons. Gene Ontology annotation, molecular function: delayed rectifier potassium channel activity. The record is from RefSeq and is a predicted model, not a curated record. Gene Ontology annotation, biological process: protein homooligomerization; potassium ion transmembrane transport. Lineage: Eukaryota; Metazoa; Chordata; Actinopteri; Clupeiformes; Engraulidae. Gene Ontology annotation, cellular component: voltage-gated potassium channel complex; membrane. Bases 1 to 1638 code for a protein of 545 amino acids.